Molecule: messenger RNA, 2069 nt
Organism: Lampris incognitus (smalleye Pacific opah)
Lineage: Eukaryota; Metazoa; Chordata; Actinopteri; Lampriformes; Lampridae
Exons: 12
Coding region: 36-1733 (565 amino acids)
Biological process (GO): immune response
Cellular component (GO): lysosome
Molecular function (GO): cysteine-type endopeptidase activity
Source: RefSeq, a predicted model, not a curated record
GUUUCUCAUGACUUGAGUUAGCGAGCCAGGGCCCAAUGUCUUCUGUAAUCAGAACGGACGGGUUCACAGCGGCGAAGAUGCGGCCCUGGUGCGUUGCGGCAGUGCUUCUGUGGUGCGUGACAGCCACAGAUGGCAAACCACUCCCUUCUCUGCCAGAUUUUGGGAAGACCUAUCAUGUCAAAGGAGUGAUAUCCCUACCCUAUGCUGAAAUAAAGGAGCCAUUUGAAGCCUGGUUCGACCUGCCGGGGAACUCCAGCCGAAUAGACUACUACCAUGGUCAGGUGUCCACAUAUCAGUUAGGAGCAGAGAAGCAGUGGGGUGUGUCCUACAAAAUCACUCCUGAGACAACGGAGGUGGAGCUGAAUGCUAUGAAAUGCUUUGAAGUCAAUGGUACAAAGGAGGACCCAGUCAAACCUCAAGUGUCACUGCCUGAUGUCCAGGGUUUUCAGUUUCUGGGAAUGGAGUAUUAUGGAGGUUCCCUUUGUGAAGUCUGGCAAAACGUGACCAUUGUGGGUCACAAGAAGAACACUUACACGCUGUGGGUGACCAGGCCAGAGAGGGGUGCAGAGACCAAGGCAGAGCUCCCCACACCCCUCCAUUAUGAGAUGAUGGGCUAUAACACACUGCUGGGAUCCCAUUAUGACAAAUACCUGGUGGACUACAAGGAGUUUAGCACACAUGUGGACCCAAAGGUCUUCUCACUGCCCGAAGAGGUGAGCUGUGGAGGAUUCCCUGGUCCAGGUGUGGAGCACCACAUGUUGGCCAAUCCAAUGAAGGAGCUCAUCCACACAUCAGCCUCGGGCCACGCACAACGUAUAUUUAGCCACUAUAAGAAGAAAUACCAGCGUCGCUAUGGGGAUGAGAGGGAGCACGAGAAGAGAGAACACGCUUUUCUUCAUAACCUACGAUAUGUCCACUCUAAGAACAGAGCGGGUCUGACUUUCUCCCUGGCGCUGAACCCGCUGUCAGAUCACACCAUGUCUGAGGUGGUCACCAUGAUGGGAAGAAGACAGGGGAAGACCCCAAACAAAGGGCUGCCCUUCCCCUCGAAGCUCUACGAUGGGGUGCAAGUACCGGAUUCUGUCGACUGGAGGCUUUACGGUGCUGUGACUCCAGUGAAGGACCAGGCCAUCUGUGGGUCCUGUUGGAGUUUUGCCACCACUGGAACAGUAGAGGGUGCCCUCUUCCUGAAGACGGGCUCCCUGCAGGUCCUGUCUCAGCAGAUGCUGGUGGACUGCUCCUGGGGCUUCGGCAACAACGGCUGCGAUGGCGGGGAGGAGUGGAGAGCAUAUGAGUGGAUAAUGAAGCACGGGGGCAUCGCUACGACCGAGACUUACGGAGCCUACAUGGGAAUGAACGGACUGUGCCGUGUGAACGCGUCCCAGCUGACUGCACAGAUCAAGAACUACACGAACGUCACAUCGGGCAGUGCAGAGGCUCUCAAGUUAGCACUGUUCAAAAACGGACCGGUCGCAGUCAGUAUCGAUGCUUCACAUCGAUCCUUUGUCUUCUACAGCCAUGGCGUGUACUACGAACCGGACUGUGGCAACACACCUGAUGACUUGGACCACGCUGUGCUCGCAGUGGGCUACGGCACCCUAGACGGGGAACCCUACUGGUUGAUAAAGAACUCGUGGUCCACCUAUUGGGGCAACGACGGCUACAUACUCAUGUCUAUGAAGGACAACAACUGCGGCGUCACCACUGAUGCCACAUACGUCACGCUGGCAUAGACCGCGUUCAGCUGCACUUCCUGUUCCUAUUAGUGCCACUAUGUGAGAGUGCCUGCAGGAGACUUAUCGUUUAAGGGGUCGUGUGUGUGUGUUUGUGUGUGUGUGUGUGGGAGAGUUGAGGAGUAGUUUUGUCAGAGUGACUCGAAAGAUAUACAGCUGAUGAAAUGUACUUUUUCAAUGGUGUUUUGGAGCAUGUUUAUCGCAGGCGACACAAAGGCACACGGCCUUCACUUCCUUUGCACAAAAGCACAUGUUGUCCCACACACAUGAACAUGUCGUUGUACUUUUAACCCGUGAUGUGCCACGCUGGAAUCAUUGCAAUACAGUAUGGAAUGU